ACUGAUUCUGUCAGCGGCGUGGCCGACCUCUACAACCUCUCGAGUCGACGCAUGACUGUGCGCAAUGGCUUCGCCCUCCACUCCGGCAUCACUCGAGGCGCUCCUCUCGCCAGGACCUGAAUCCCGAAGACUUUCCGAUUAGCAGCCGCGCCCGCUGGGAUUCGCGACUCGGUUGCAACGGAAGCAGACUUCAACGAUGUCGAGCUUGACGACGGGAAUUUUUCCCCCGUCGCCCUCACCUCUGGCAUGGCAGAUGCGGACCUUCACGACAAUUCAGAUGGCGCGUCCGGUUCCUUGGCUGGCUCCUCAGAUUACAACAGUGUCCUUCGGUCGCAGAGCGAAGAUAUUCGGCAACGUUCGGCUUCUAUAAGCACCAUCACUUCCGCUAACAACAUCGUAUACGACUUGCACGACGACACUCAGCAGGGCACUAGGGAGCAUCCUCACCGAACUAGCAUAGAUGGACAGAUUCGGUUACAGCAGGAGUUUGAGAGGAGGCACAAGGACUCGGAUGCAGGUGCUGAGCGUGACGACGCUACUGUCAUAGAUUGGGACUUUUGGGGUGCUGUGAUCUCAGACUACCAGCAAUUCGCCACCGACCGGCCCGAAGAGCUGGCACAGGCCAUUGCAAAGGGGAUACCGAACACCCUACGAGGCAUGAUGUGGCAGUUAAUGGCCGCCUCCAAAGACCCGGAGCUGGAGAGCACGUAUCUGAAGUUGCUCAAAGAAAGCAGCACACAUGAGAAGUCAAUCACCCGAGAUCUUGGCAGGACAUUUCCCCAUCACGACUUCUUCACGGACGGGCAAGGUAUUGGGCAGGAGAAUCUCUUCAAUGUGCUCAAGGCGUAUUCGAUCUAUGAUGAGGCUGUCGGUUACUGCCAGGGCCUCCCAUUCGUGGUUGCCAUCCUGUUGUUGAAUAUGCCCGAUGAAGAGGCAUUCAGUCUCCUCGUGCGGCUGAUGCAUGUGUACGAUCUUCGCGGUCAUUUUCUUCCGGAAAUGCCCAAGCUGCAGCUGCGUCUUUUUCAAUUCGAUCGCUUGGUGGAAGAAAUGCUGCCUGUCCUUCACGUGCAUUUUCUCCGAGAAGGGGUGAAAUCAAGCAUGUACUGCUCGCAGUGGUUUUUAACGAUGUUCAGCUACCGUUUUCCGUUAGAAAUUGUGUUCCGGAUAUACGACAAUUGCCUGGCCUCAGGAAUCGAGGCGAUAUUCGGCUUCAGCGUCAUGUUGCUCAUGAAAAGCGAAGCUACUCUACUCUCCCUCCCAUUCGAUAAGAUCUUGGACCACCUGAACAACCACCUCUUUGAUCCAUACCAAAUCGAAAAUGCGCAAGAUGACGAUGGGAAGCCGGUGUACGAGGUUGAACAGUUCGUCCAAGAUGCAGUGUCGCUUCGCAUUACCCCUUUUAUGCUGGAUUCCUACCGGCACGAGUACGAGGAUCUGUUGCGUGAAACAAACAAGCACGCAAUUGAAGUCGACGAGCUUCGAAACAGCAACCGAGUCUUGUCUGCUUCCGUGAAAAAACUCGAAUCCAGUCUGGCACAACUCAACACAGAGCAUGUGCAGGUGCUGAAUGAGCUCGUGAAAGCAAGGCUCAGAAAUGACGAACUCGAAGGAGAGCUGGUCCGUUAUAAACUGUUAUAUGCCGAGGCUAUGCACGAAAACCAAGAUGCACAAUCGUCACAACGGAUAUCAUUUGCUGGGCUUUUCAGUAGGAAGAGCAGCUAGACGCUGUCAAUACCCAUUCCACAUAUUGUAUCUCUAGCUGUAAUCCUGAAUCUGAGUAACACCGCCACCGGAUAUCAGGGAGAAAUCCGGCCCGCCUAUUUUUC
Mycena citricolor is the source of this 1826-nucleotide messenger RNA. The record is from the annotation of a GenBank genome assembly. NCBI's taxonomy places the organism in Eukaryota, Fungi, Basidiomycota, Agaricomycetes, Agaricales, Mycenaceae.